This is a messenger RNA of Sinocyclocheilus rhinocerous, 2072 nucleotides long. RefSeq names its product serine incorporator 2-like. Lineage: Eukaryota; Metazoa; Chordata; Actinopteri; Cypriniformes; Cyprinidae. The coding region runs from base 58 to 1434 and encodes 458 amino acids. The transcript is spliced from 10 exons. Gene Ontology annotation, cellular component: membrane. The record is from RefSeq and is a predicted model, not a curated record.
AGGCGGAAAGAUUGACUUCCGUGUUUUUGCUUUAGUUUCGGUGUCUUCUCCUUCAUUAUGGGUGCGUGUAUGGCCUUGUGCUCGCUGGCGAGCUGCGCGUCCUGUCUGUGCGGCUCUGCGCCCUGUCUUUUAUCAGGAUGCUGUCCUUCUACAUACAACUCCACUGUGACCCGCCUGGCCUUCUCCUUCUUCCUGCUGCUGGGCACUAUAGUGUCCAUCAUCAUGAUCCUGCCCGGCAUGGAGACACAGCUCAAGAAGAUCCCUGGUUUUUGUGAAGGAGGCUCUUCUAUACCUGGAUUUGAAGGGAAGGUGAACUGUGAGAUCAUUGUUGGCUAUAAGUCGGUCUACAGGAUGUGCUUUGCCAUGGCCUGUUUCUUCUUCCUCUUCUCCAUCAUCAUGAUCCGUGUGAGAAGCAGCAAGGAUCCACGAGCCACGAUUCAAAACGGUUUCUGGUUCUUCAAGUUCUUGAUUCUGGUCGCUCUCACAGUGGGAGCUUUCUUCAUUCCAGAUGGGGCUUUCAACACAGUGUGGUACUACUUCGGUGUGGUCGGGUCCUUCGUCUUCAUUCUGAUCCAGCUCAUUCUGCUGGUGGAUUUCGCUCACACCUGGAACCAGAGGUGGGUGGAGAACGCAGAGAACGGGAACAGCAAAUGCUGGUAUGCAGCCCUGCUCUCAUUCACACUGGUGCACUAUAUCUGUGCGUUUGCUGCUGUGGUUUUGUUCUAUGUAUUCUACACACAGCCGGAUGACUGCGCCGAGCACAAAGCCUUCAUCAGCCUCAACCUCAUCUUCUGCAUCAUUGUGUCUGUGGUGGCCGUUCUUCCAAAAGUGCAGGAGGCUCAGCCGAGCUCUGGUCUGCUCCAGGCGUCUCUCAUCUCUCUCUACACCAUGUAUCUCACAUGGUCUGCGAUGAGCAACAACCCCAAUCGUAAGUGUAACCCGAGUCUGUUGAGUCUGGUCAGCGGCGGGCCGACAGCAGUCACUCCCACCAGCGCCCCCGGCAUCCAGACGCAGUGGUGGGAUGCCCAGAGCAUUGUGGGGCUGGUCAUCUUCCUCCUGUGCACACUGUAUGCCAGCAUUCGCUCCUCAAACAACAGUCAGGUGAAUAAGCUGAUGCAGACAGAGGAAGUUCAGGGGCUGGCGGCCGCCGAUGCCAGCGAGGGCGUCUCUGAGGACGGCGUGAGGCGCGCCCUGGAUAACGAAGAGGACGGCGUCACAUACAGCUACUCCUUCUUCCAUUUCUCCCUCUUCCUGGCCUCCCUCUACAUCAUGAUGACCCUGACCAACUGGUACCAACCCGAAACGGACUACGCAGCCAUGAAAACCAGCAUGCCGUCUGUGUGGGUGAAGAUCUGCUCGAGUUGGCUGGGACUGGUGCUGUACCUCUGGACCCUGGUGGCUCCACUAAUCCUGACCGACAGAGACUUUGACUAAACACGCAGAAGAUUCAAAAAGUGGCCUUAUACUGAAGCAAUACACCUUAUGCCAAACCAUAUGCAGAGUUCACUUAUUUAGUACAUUACAGAAGUUAUUGUUAAUCUUUAAGAUGCGCUGAGCUCUUGAGCUAUGCACACUUGUUAACCUUCAUGACGCUUUUCAUACACUUCUGUUGUUACAAAAUCAUAAACUGUUAACAAAUAUCCUCAAAUCUACCCUCAGAAAGCCUGUCUUAGGUGAUUAUUCAUAUAGGUAAUGUUGCAUAAAUGGGACGCUUGAUCUUGAAUUCUUUGAAUUUUUAUGUAUACUUCAAUUCACAUAUGUACACUGUUUUAACAUCCAUUUCUGGAGAAGUCUUUUAUAUUUGUCUUGGGUCCAGUUUUGUUACAAAUUGCACUACAUUUGAUCGAAUCAAAGUUGAGUGUUCAGUGGAUUGCCAGAUUGCCUCAUACGUAUCAAGAUGCUUAUUUUGAGAAAGAUGCGUUUAUGUAGAGCUGUAUCCGUUUAGUUUUGAAGCAUUAUUUUAUGAGCUUUAAGAUGACACUCCUCCCGACCAAAAGUGUUUAGCUCUGUUCUUUUGUAUUUGUACUUUUAUUCAAUCUUGUAAAACUGAUUAUUAAAAAUUGUACACAAGA